Messenger RNA from Xylona heveae TC161, 1766 nucleotides. RefSeq lists its product as hypothetical. Gene Ontology annotation, biological process: mitochondrial respiratory chain complex IV assembly. The transcript has 3 exons. Bases 58 to 1641 code for a protein of 527 amino acids. The record is from RefSeq and is a predicted model, not a curated record. Gene Ontology annotation, cellular component: extrinsic component of mitochondrial inner membrane. NCBI's taxonomy places the organism in Eukaryota, Fungi, Ascomycota, Xylonomycetes, Xylonales, Xylonaceae.
AAUUAUCUUGACAUCAAUUGAUCAGCGCAUACGUUGCAGAGUGCAAAGACCAGAACAAUGCGCUCGGCAUAUACCUGCCAGCGGUGUUUGGCCCACCUGCGGCCUCUCUCGCGGUCAACUCCUACUCCUAUAUCUCCCAUACGACAAUUUGGCCAACGAUGCAUUUCCACGCAACCAAAGCAGCACAGCAGAAACUGUGCUCCUGCAAGUAAAACCCACUUGCAGUCUUUGAAUUCGACUCAGUCUACGAAGCGGGCUUCGUCGACCUUCCCCCAACGUGGCCAGACGGCGGCCAAUGAGCCCGUCGAGAUUCCUUCGCCCCGGGGAUUGGAGCGAGAGCCCAUUCCCGCACUCAGCGGCCGCCCAUUGCUCAAGCCUGGCAACCUCUUCCACCCCUUCUCUAAAUCACCUUCACCAGAGAUACGACAGCGUGCAGCAUUCAUCAAGCAGCAUGCGCACUGCCCUCAUCCGAGCCAUCAUCAGAGCAGACUUCCUACGGACCCUGAAGAUCCCGAGGCGAAAAAGGCAACUGGUCCGGAAACUCUGCCACCUGCACACGUGGGAUUUGAAUGCCCCGACUGCGGUAUUCCCGUAUACUGCUGUGAGGAGCAUUGGGCAGACGACUAUGAGGCGCAUCUCGAAGUCUGUGAUACCCUGCGCCAGAUUAACGAGGAUGACCACGAUCUCCGCUCUGGACGCUUCUUCCCCGAAUUCGAAUAUCCCGGUCCUCAAAUGGAAGAAGCUUUGAUCAAUAUGACUAACUGGGACACAUUCAUGUACUCGCGCGACUUUCGCGCAAUCAAUGACGAGCGAAGCAUGCGGCAGGCGACUCGCCUUCUCACAUAUCCUGCUACUAUUGGUAGUAUCUUGCACGAAUUGAGUCCAUACAAUCUCAAAAAGGGAGGACGCCUGACUGUUGAAGGACUCAAGAGUUUAAGCGCCCUUCGCUAUACUCUCCACCCUCCUCGAACAGGUGCCGGCGGCGACAUCAAGGGGCUGCGACCAAACCCGCCUCCCGUGCGUAUCUUCAUCCUCGGUGCGCGCGCUGAGUCUUCUCUCCCGCGCGAAGUCUGGGCACAGCUCUCGCACAUGUUCCCUCGCGUAUCCUUCCACCUCAUCUUCAUCGGCCCAGAGAGCAUGGCGAACCGGGAAGCCGAGUUCCCCCUGCCUGAGCGUACGCCGAGCAACCCCUUUGGCGCGAUUGUGGAAGACCGAAUCAGCCAUCAACUCAAGAUUACUACAUUCGUGGAAUACUACCAUACGCUACAUCGUGCAGGCCUGUUCUAUCCAUAUGACCCGUACUUUGACUGCUUCAUGCUUUUCCAUCCUGGUCUUGGUCACCCUGCAAGCUCAGCGGAGUGGGAAGAGACUCUUCCUAUGCUGCUUGAGACCAAGGUCCCAAUUCUGGCAACGGGCUACACGCCCUGGGACAUGGAGCGCGACUGGAAGUGGGUUGAGGAAAAGGUUGGCGGUGAGGUCGAUCUGCUAAUGGAGCCUGGCGAGAACCGGUUCAGCAGUCUGCGGUGGGAUUUGAAUGAUUUGGACCCUCAAGAUAUUACCUGUGGCAACUGGGGCGUUUGGGCAUUUAGAGGCAAACGGUACGAAACUACCAUGAGAAACAAUGAGAAGGGCAUUUCUUAGCCGUGGGUUGAAAAUAUUUCACACUGAAGCUCGCGGGGAACCAAGCGCCGAGGCAUAAAUGGCUAAGGUGAAUAGCGUAGCUGGCAUUUACAUGUUUCUUUAUAUUCGGUCUUCAAAUUGUGUAC